CCUGACAAUCGUGUUAUGACGUGCCUUUGCAAAUUAAAAGUUUCGAUGAAAUUACGACUUUAUUUUGAGCAAUAGAGGAUAUUCCAUUUGUUUAAAUCGUGUAUAAGUGAUUCCUGAAACCGUUUGCAUCUUUUAAUUUACUUUGACGCUCCUAGUAAGGCUGUUCACAGGAUUUUAAAAUUGGUUACUGUGGGACCUUGUUCCAAGACAACAUUUUGUGGUUCCAUCAACAGGGGGGUUUACCCUCCAAGAUGAAGUCAAAUAAUCGUGAUUUUUCUGUUCUUCUGUGGCUAACGGAUUAAGAUCCUAAUUAUUGUAAUUCUGCAUGGAGGAACAAGAUGAAUUUCAUCCAUUCAUCGAGGCCUUACUGCCACAUGUUAGAUCCUUUUCAUACACAUGGUUUAAUUUACAAGCACAUAAACGCAAAUAUUACAAGAAAAAUGAUAAACGAAUGUCUAUGGAAGAAGAGAGAAAAGUUAAAGAAGAAUUACAGAGUGAAAAGGCGGAAGUUAAACAGAAAUGGGCGUCAAGAUUAUUAGCGAAAUUACGGAAAGAUAUAACACAGGAAUGUCGAGAAGAUUUUGUGCUCAGUAUUACUGGGAAGCGUCCACCUGUAUGUGUUUUAAGCAAUCCAGAUCAAAAAGGAAAAAUGCGUCGUAUUGACUGUUUACGGCAGGCCGACAAAGUGUGGAGAUUGGACCUAGUUAUGGUGAUAUUAUUUAAAGCAAUACCUCUAGAAAGUACUGAUGGAGAACGGUUAGAAAAAUCUCCAGACUGUAUGCAUCCCAAUAUCUGUGUUAAUCCACAUCAUAUUAGUGUAUCAGUUCGCGAAUUAGAUCUUUAUCUUGCUAACUUUAUACAGAGUUAUGGUAAGUAG
Lottia gigantea (owl limpet) is the source of this 877-nucleotide messenger RNA. RefSeq lists its product as hypothetical. The coding region runs from base 326 to 877 and encodes 183 amino acids. Gene Ontology annotation, cellular component: nucleus. Gene Ontology annotation, biological process: regulation of transcription by RNA polymerase II; transforming growth factor beta receptor signaling pathway. The record is from RefSeq and is a predicted model, not a curated record. The transcript is spliced from 3 exons. Lineage: Eukaryota; Metazoa; Mollusca; Gastropoda; Lottiidae. Gene Ontology annotation, molecular function: RNA polymerase II cis-regulatory region sequence-specific DNA binding; DNA-binding transcription factor activity, RNA polymerase II-specific.